UUCAUUAAAACAAAAUGGACCAGAAAAGGCUGAAAAGACCGUUAAUGGAAGAUGUGGUCUACAGAUUGAAACCAUCCUACACAGUCGUGAGACCAUCACAAACAGCGCAACAAUAAGUACACAGCAAGAGGUAACGAGGUUUUGAAGAAGUAUUUAUAGCAAGUCUCAGUAUACCCAGCCAAUCCUUAGAAAGCGAGGCUUACGACUUCCUAGUUUUUUCUUAUACUCAUUGCUGGCGACGCAGUCCUCGCCUGUACCCGGGGUAUUUAUUCACGCAUUGUGGCACUGCGAUCAGCAGUUCAAAAGCCGAGUGCACUAACAGGUCACCUCACAUGAAUGAACCCCACUGACAGGGAUGGUGCACUUGUCUGCUGAUAGAAAAUGAAGACUUCACACGUUAAAGUACUUACAACAUUUUGUCUUUUCUUCCAAGUUUCUUGAAAGCAGAGUGAUUCUCACGCCGGGUGGUUCAGAAAUGCUCGUGCAACCUUUAUUCUGCUGACGCCACCUGGAUAGUCGACUACAAACAUUAUUUACUGAGAGGGCAGGUGAAUAGUUUUAUUUCCAGUGACUACUGACUAGCAUCACCCGAUCACAGUUUUACUGUUUAUAUGAGUUUUGACUGUUUGUCACAACAAGGCGUGAGAUCAAAGUCCCUAUUGUGAUCGAAUUCUAACAAUGGCAACAAAGGAUGAUUCAUCCAUUCCAUCCUGGGUCAGACAUGCACGGCCUGUCAGUGAUUUGUUUCGUACAAGACAGCAACAACCGUGGUUCAAAUGGCAACCAGAUUAUCAAGCAAAUUCCUUCUUAGAACCUAAGCCGAUUGUCAGUGGCCGACAUCCCGACAGGGACCGAACUGAAGGUUUUUCGACAGGGUUUGAAAGAGCAAGUACCGCUAUCGCAACGUACAGACAACGACCAGAGGCAGUGACUGUUCAAAUACUGAGGAAGGAGAGAAGGAACCAAAGAGGUCUAAGAAGAAGCAACGAAUCUGCAUCGUUGUUUCUCUGAUCGCAGUUUUUGUCCUUGUUGCCGGUGCAGUGGCCAUCGCUGUAACGUUAAGCACGUUAUCCAACAGGGGUACGAUCUACGAGGAACAAGUAUCAGAUGUGAGUAUGCAGUUGAAGGUGACAAGUCAGGAAUACUCAGCGAGCAUGGCAGACAACACCUCAAGGGAGUUCAAGUUCUUUGAAGCAGGAUUCUGCCAGCAGGUGAAUACAGCUCUGUGUAACAGAAGCCAAAUAGGAGAAUGCAGAGACUGCGUCAUAAAGAGCUUGGCGAAUGGUUCAGUUAUCGUCUUCUUCUUUCUUCGUAUCAAGCCUGUUUCACAGCUGUCACCAGCUGUGAUUAUAAACACGCUGAUUGAAUCCGCAAGGACAAAUGGAACUGAAGGUGAUCAGGUUUUUCUGGGCAGCGAUCUGUGGAGCAUUUCUAAAGCCAGUAUCACAGUAGUGCAGAUAGUCACAGUCAGUGUAACAACUGUGCCAUCAUACAUGUCAUCGAGUACAACUGCAGCUGUAGCAAGUACAAAUGAAGCCGCAACAACAGGAGCUAACCUAAUAACUACAACUGUAGCAAGUACGGCGUCGACUGCAACAAGUGCUGCUACUUCAAUAUCAACCUCACCAGAAACGAGCACAACAACAAUUGUAUCAAGUUCGAAUACAUUUAAAGAAAGCACAACAGCAGUGCCUAUUACAACUACGUCAGUAUCUAGUACAAUAACGUCAGUACUAAGUACGACUACAGCUGUUCCUACCACAACUGCGUCAGUACCAAGUUCAACUACAGCUACAUCAACAACUACGUCAGUAACAAGUAUGACUACAGCCGUACCAGCUACAACUACGUUAGCACCUAGCAUAAUGACGUCAGUACCGAGCACUACUACAUCAGUACCAAGCUCGACUACAGCCGGACCAACUACAACUCCGUCAGUACCAAGUACAAUUACAUCGGUGCCGAGUACGACUACAGCUGUUCCUAAUGCAACGACAUCAGUACCAAGCUCGACUACAGCCGCACCAACUACAACUACGUCAGUACAAAGUACAAUAACGUCGUUACCGAGUACGACUACAGCUGCACCAACUACCACUACAUCAGUACCAAGCUCGACUACAUCUGCACCAACAACUACUACAUCAUUACCCAGUACAAUAACGUCGGUGCCUAGUACGAUUACAGCUGCGCAAACUACAACCACAUCAGUACCAAGCUCGGCUACAGGUGCACCAACUACAACUACGUCAGUACUUAGUACAAUUACGUCAGUGCCGAGUACGACUACAGCUGUUCCUACCACAACUACGUCAGUACCUAGUACAAUUACGUCGGUAACGAAUACGACAACAGCUUUUCCUACUACAACUACAUCAGUACCAAACUCGUCUACAAUUUCAUCAACUACAGCUACAUCAGUACCAAGCUCGACUACAGCUGCACCAACUACAACUACGACAGUACCAAGCUCGACUACAACUGCACCAACUACAACUACGUCAGUACCUAGUACAAUCACGUCAGUGCCUAGUACGACUACAUCUAUUACUAUUACACCUACGUCAGUACCUAGUACAAUUACGUCGGUACCGAGUACGACUACAGCUGCACCAACUACCACUACAUCAGUGCCGACCUCGACUACAGCUGCAUCAACUACAACCACAUCAGUACCAAGCUCGACUACAGCUGCACCAACUACAUCUACGUCAGUACCUAGUACAAUUACGUUGGUGCCGAGUACGACUUCAGCUGUUCGUACUACAACUACAUCAGGACCAAGCUCGACUACAACUGCGCAAACUACAACCACAUCAGUACCAAGCUCGACUACAGCUGCACCAACUACAUCUACGUCAGUACCUAGUACAAUUACGUCGGUUCUGAGUACGACUACAGCUCUUCCUACUACAACUACAUCAGUACCAAGCUCGACUACAGCUGCACCAACUACAGCUUCGUCAGUACCUAGUACAAUUACGUCGGUGCCGAGUACGACUACAGCUGUUCCUACUUCAACAGCAUCAAUUCCGAGCACGACUACGACUGUAUCAACUACAACUACAUCAGUACCAAGCUCAACUACAGCUCUACCAACAACAGCUACGUCAUUACCUAGUACAACUAUGUCAGUACCUAGUACAAUUACGUCGGCACCGAUUACGACAACAUCUUAUCCUACUACAACUACAUCAGUACCAAGCUCGACUACAGCCACACAAACUACAUCUACGUCAGUACCUAGUACAAUCACGUCAGUGCCUAGUACGACUUCAGCUGUUCCUACCACAACUACAUCAGUACCAAGCUCGUCUACAGCUGCACCAACAGCAACAAAGUCAGUACCUAGUACAAUUACGUCGGUACCGAGUACGACUACAGCUGCACCAACUACCACUACAUCAGUGCCGACCUCGACUACAGCUGCAUCAACUACAACCACAUCAGUACCAAGCUCGUCUACAGGUGCACCAACAGCAACAACGUCUGUACCUAGUACAAUUACAUCGGUACCGAGUACGACUACAGCUGCACCAACUACAACUACGUCAGUACCUAGUACAAUCACGUCAGUGCCUAGUACGACUACAUCUAUUACUACUACACCUACGUCAGUACCUACUGCACCACCAACAACAACGUCAGUACCUAGUACAAUCACGUCGGUGUCGAGUACGACUACAGCUGUUCCUACUACAACUAUAUCAGUACCAAGCUCGACUACAGCUGCACCAACUACAUCUACGUCAGUACCUAGUACAAUUACACCAAGUACGACACAACUUCAGUCUAGUACAAUCACGUCGGUGUCGAGUACGACUACAGCUCUUCCUACUACAACUAUAUCAGUACCAAGUUCGACCACUGCUGCAGCCACAACCGCUACAACAGUAACAAGUGCGAAUACAGCCACACCAACUACAACUACAUCAGUUCCAAGCUCGACUACAUCUACAUUAACUGCAGAUACGUCAGUACCGAGUACAAUCGCGUCGGUGCCCGGUACGACUACAACAGUUCCUACUACAACUACAUCGGUAAUAACUUCAACUACACCUCAAGCAACUUCAACUGCUUCAUUGCCAAUAUCGUCGACAGACACACCAAGCACAAGUACGUUAGUGCCUAGUGAAAGUACAGCUGUUCCUACUACAACUGCAUCAGUAACAAGCUUGACUACAGCAGCGCCAACUACAACUACGUCAGUACCCAGUACAAUGACGUCGGUGCCCAGUACGACAACCGCAAUGCCAACUACAACUACAUUAGGAUUAAGCUCGACUUCAGCUAUACCAACUACAACUACAUCAGCAAUAGUCUCGACUACAGUUGCACUGACUUCAAGUACCUCAGUAUCAAGUACAAAUACAGCCGCACCAACUACAAUUACAUCGGUACCAAGCUCGACUACUGCUGAAGCAACAACAUCUACGUCAGUAACUAGCCCAAUCACGUCAGUACUGAGUACCAGUACAACAGUUCUAACUACAGUUACGCCAAUACCAAGCUCGAGUACAGCUGUACCAGCUACAACUACAAUAGUACCGAGCACAAUGACGUCAGAACCAAGUACGAAUACAGCUAUUCUAGUACAACAACUUCAGGUGCAUCAAUUACAACUAUAUCAGUACCGAGUUCCACUAGCUGUACCUUCUACAUUAGUACCAAGCUCAACUGCAGCUGAGACUACUACAACUACUGCAGGACCUAGUACAAUGACGUCAGUACCAAGCUCAACUGCAGCUGCGACUACUACAUCUACUCCAGGACCUAGUACAAUGACGUCAGUAUCAAGCUCAGCUAUAACUGAGCCAACUACAACUACUGCAGGACCUAGUACAAUGACGUCAGUACCAAGCUCAACUGCAGCUGAGACUACUACAUCUACUCCAGGACCUAGUACAAUGACGUCAGUACCAAGCUCAACUGCAGCUGCGACUACUACCACUACUCCAGAACCUAGUACAAUGACGUCAGUACCAAGCUCAACUGCAGCUGAGACUACUACCACUACUCCAGAACCUAGUACAAUGACGUCAGUACCAAGCUCAACUGCAGCUGAGACUACUACCACUACUCCAGAACCUAGUACAAUGACGUCAGUACCAAGCUCAACUGCAUCUGAGACUACUACGACUACUCCAGGACCUAGUACAAUGACGUCAGUACCAAGCUCAACUGCAGCUGCGACUACUACAUCUACUCCAGGACCUAGUACAAUGACGUCAGUAUCAAGCUCAGCUAUAACUGAGCCAACUACAACUACUCCAGGACCUAGUACAAUGACGUCAGUACCAAGCUCAACUGCAGCUGAGACUACUACAUCUACUCCAGGACCUAGUACAAUGACGUCAGUACCAAGCUCAACUGCAGCUGAGACUACUACCACUACUCCAGAACCUAGUACAAUGACGUCAGUACCAAGCUCAACUGCAUCUGAGACUACUACGACUACUCCAGGACCUAGUGUAAUGACGUCAGUAUCAAGCUCAACUAUAACUGAGCCAACUACAACUACUCCAGGACCUAGUACAAUGACGUCAGUACCAAGCUCAACUGCAGCUGAGACUACUACAUCUACUCCAGAACCUAGUACAAUGACGUCAGUACCAAGCUCAACUGCAUCUGAGACUACUACCACUACUCCAGAACCUAGUACAAUGACGUCAGUACCAAGCUCAACUGCAUCUGAGACUACUACGACUACUCCAGGACCUCGUGUAAUGACGUCAGUAUCAAGCUCAACUAUAACUGAGCCAACUACAACUACUCCAGGACCUAGUACAAUGACGUCAGUACCAAGCUCAACUGCAGCUGAGACUACUACGACUACUCCAGGACCUCGUGUAAUGACGUCAGUAUCAAGCUCAACUAUAACUGAGCCAACUACAACUACUCCAGGACCUAGUACAAUGACGUCAGUACCAAGCUCGACUAGAACUGAGCCAACUACAACUACUCCAGGACCUAGUACAAUGACCUCAGUACCAAGCUCAGCUACAGCUGAGACUACUACAACUACUCCAGGACCUAGUACAAUGACGUCAGUACCAAGCUCAACUGCAGCUGAGACUACUACCACUACUCCAGGACCUAGUACAAUGACGUCAGUACCAAGCUCGACUUCGGCUGUUUCACCUACAGUUAUACCAGUAUCGAGUAGUGCUACGGCUAUUUCACCUACAACUACAUCACUGGAAAGCACGACUUCGGCGGUACCUAGUACGUCUGUACUAAACACAACCAUGUCAGAAUCGAGCACGAUAACAACUGUACCAGCUACUACAUCAACACUAAGCACGACUACAUAUGUUCCUACUUCAACUACGUCAGUAGCAAGCCAGACUACAGUUGUAUCUACAGUAACUACAUCAGUAUCGAGCACGACCGAUGGACAAAGUACAAGAACAGUUGGCACAACUGAGACUUUUGCAGAAAACACUACCGUUACUUUAGAACAUACAACAUCUGCUGCACAAAGUACAACUACAGUUGGUGAAACAGCCACCACAGCCAUUGUAAUUACAAGCACAUCUGCACAAAAUACCAGUACAGUUGGUGAAACUGCGAUUACUGAUGGAGAAAGUACGCCCCCUGUUGCACAAAAUACCAAUACAGUUGGUGAACCUGCCACCACAGCUAUUGUAAUUACAACUACUGCUGCACAAAGUACACUUACUGUUGAUGAAAGAUCCACUACAGCUGGAGCAAGUUCGACCACAGCUGCACAAAGUACAAUUACUGUAAGAGAUACUUCAAACACAGCUGGAGAAAUUACAAGCACAUCUGCACAAAGAACAGUUACAGUUGAACAAACUGCAACCUUCGCCGGAGAAAGUACAAACACAGUAACAGACACUGAGACUACAGCGGGAGAAAGUACAACCACAGCUCUAGAACGUACAACCACUGCUGUCCACAGUACUGUUACAAGUCAAGAUGCUGUGAUGACAACUGGAGAAAGUACAGCUACUUCCGGAGAAAGCACAGCUGCAGCUAGUAAAGAUACACCUACCUCUGGAGAAAGUUCUACUACAAUCCAGAACACUUCUCCUUCGAUAGGAGACAGUACAACAUCAAAUACAAUAUGUCCUACUGAUGUGGAAGCCACAACCCUUUCCGUUAGCAACACAACAAUUCUCGAAGAAAGCUCGGAAGCUUCAGGUACCUCAAGCACACCUGUUGUACCUUCCGUCAGUUGCGUCACAGCAGCUGCAGCAGUGAUCGGCAAAUCAUUCAUACUCGAGUGCUCCGUCACAGGUGUGUUCAACCUGUCCCGCGUGGAAUUUCUCCGGAGUGGCCAGGCGUUGGGUGCGAUCGACGUCGCUACCUUAACAGCUACGUCAACCGGCAACGCCACCAUCAACGGCAGCUACGUUGACAAUGUUUUCAAGGUCAUGUUGAUCUUCACUGUCACCUGCGCCGAUGCCGGGAGCUACACCUGUGUGGCCAGGAACGGAGUGGACACGAUCGAGUCGACAGUCCUGGUGGACGUUAGAAAAGAGCCCCAGACGCCGAUGUUGACAGUGCCCAAUAUUAUCGAGUCCGUCACAACCGCGCAACCAAAGUGUCAAGCGGACAUGGGCUACAACAGUGACAUCACUUUCGGGUGGUUGCUGAGACUGUCAAAUGGAACGGAAGAAAUUCUGCCGAAACAUCAAAGCUCGAUUACAGUCAGCACCAAUGACACGACCUGCAGCUCAAGUGGAAUAUCUGUUUUGGAAGCGAACAGGUAUAUUGGGUGGAACAACAGUGAACUGUGCUGUCAGCUCACACACUUAACUAAUGACUCACUUGUGGUCAGCCAGGUGUGCAAAACGUUGAAGCUUCUACCAGCGGAUUACUGUUCUUCAACCAACAGUUCCUACCUCCUGUAUCCUUUUGAACCUUGUUACACCUACGUUCAAUGUUCUCUGGGCACCAUUUACUUCAGUUAUUGCCCUCAGAACAUGAGAUUCUGCUUCAAUGUUACAGCCAUUAGCUGCUCCGUCCCUGACACACACGCCUGCAGGAAUAGAUCCCCUUUGUUUAUGUUUCAUGAAAAGCGCAGAACUUCGUCAACCACAGAGGCAGCCACUACAACUUCUGUUUCCUCACCUCAAAGCACAUCAGCAUCGAUAACACUUCUGACGUCUUCAGAAGAAAGCACGUCCUCAACAGAAAGCAAUACGAUGACAACAGCAACGACCACUUUGUCAUUUCCGCUAUCUGUGGAGUGUCCUGCCUCCACCCCAACCACGAUGGGCAGUUCAGUCACGCUCGAGUGCUCAGCGAUGCACGCGGCCAACCUGACUCGCGUACAAGUGAGUCGUGACGGUCAAACCUUGGCAGCGCUCGACACGACCUCCAUGACCCCGACAGCUACCAGUCCCCGGCUGACCUUGACCGGCAACCUACAUGGUUGAUGCCUUCAAGGUCACGGUCACCUUUUGUCAGUGGCUUGUGCUGACGACGGCAACUACACGGUCGUUGUUGGAAACGAACAACAAACAGUACAUACGAGCUUUCAGCUGAAGAUCAAAGUUGAGCCGGGGUCGCCAGUCAUCACUGUUCCCAAGAUUGUGGAGUCCGUCACAUGGAACAAUCCGGAAUGUCAGGCGGACAUGGGAUACAACAAUGACGUCACAUUUAGGUGGCUGCUGAAAAGGCCAAACGGCACA
This is a messenger RNA of Pomacea canaliculata, 8663 nucleotides long. RefSeq names its product mucin-2-like. Gene Ontology annotation, cellular component: extracellular region. NCBI's taxonomy places the organism in Eukaryota, Metazoa, Mollusca, Gastropoda, Architaenioglossa, Ampullariidae. Gene Ontology annotation, molecular function: chitin binding. The record is from RefSeq and is a predicted model, not a curated record.